AUGAGUGCCGUCACUCUAUCCCUUAGCAUCCCAAUGCAGUCAGCCAGACAGGCUGAUAUCAGCAAAAGAGUGAUGGAGGCCGACCCCAUCCUCAAGGAAAAUGAGAUCUCUGUUGAUUACAAGACAGAUAACACCAUGUUGACUGUUGAUUUCGCUGCUUCCAGUGAUAGAAUCCUUCGUACAGUGGUGAACAGCACCAUUGAAUCGUUGAAGAGUGUGAUCGAGUGUUUUGAUGAGUUUGAUGAAUAA
Messenger RNA from Saccharomycopsis crataegensis, 249 nucleotides. RefSeq names its product chromatin DNA-binding EKC/KEOPS complex subunit PCC1 (gene PCC1). The transcript has 2 exons. The record is from RefSeq and is a predicted model, not a curated record. NCBI's taxonomy places the organism in Eukaryota, Fungi, Ascomycota, Saccharomycetes, Ascoideales, Saccharomycopsidaceae. The coding region runs from base 1 to 249 and encodes 82 amino acids.